Pseudomassariella vexata is the source of this 1739-nucleotide messenger RNA. RefSeq names its product IMP-specific 5-nucleotidase. Bases 265 to 1551 code for a protein of 428 amino acids. The transcript is spliced from 4 exons. Lineage: Eukaryota; Fungi; Ascomycota; Sordariomycetes; Amphisphaeriales; Pseudomassariaceae. Gene Ontology annotation, molecular function: magnesium ion binding. Gene Ontology annotation, biological process: nicotinamide riboside biosynthetic process; nicotinic acid riboside biosynthetic process; nucleotide metabolic process. The record is from RefSeq and is a predicted model, not a curated record.
GUGCUUGGGCCAAGUGUGAUAAAACAUUGUCGUUCCCCGCGUGACCCUAUUUUAGAGCAGGCGCUAUGACGAAGCCCCAAAACAAUGGCAGUGGCAGUCGGCGGUUGCCGACCUCACAGAACCCGUUGGAAUGCUACACCGACCUUGGGGAAUUAAAGUAUCGUGGAACGCCAGAUUCAUAAACAAACUGCCGUUGAUACCUCUGUUGAAUAGUACCAAGUGCAAUUGACUUCAUCCUAGAGUUCCAAGCUCAAAUCGUCCACGAUGACUACUCGAUACAGGGUCGAAUAUGCUCUAAAAACACACAGAAGAGAUCAGUUCAUAGAAUGGAUCAAGGGCCUUCUAGCCGUCCCGUUUGUGCUUUACUCCCAACCAACGGGAGUCUUCAAGUCUCAUGGAGUGAGUUUCACCCAGAUGUCAGAAGAAGCACACCGUCGGUAUGCAGAGAUCAUGAGAGAUGUUGAGGGGAUGCUUGACGAUCACAUUUCGCUUCAGGUGAAUGGCAGCACGUUCCCUUCGAAGCUCAAGACCCUGGUCCCAACUGUAGGGGUCUUUUUCACUAGACUGCCGCUCGAGGCAGCAUUUAAGUACCAGGACCAUAAACGAUUCAUCUCGUCGAGACGCUUCGUGUCUCCCUCGUUCAACGAUGUACGGUUGAUCUUGAACUCGGCCCAGAUCAUGGCGGUGACCACAUAUGGUACGCUGCAGUUGGCCACCUUUGAUGGAGAUGUGACGCUUUAUGAUGACGGGGAGAGCCUGGAACCAGCCAGUCCCGUAAUUUCCAGAAUGCUGGAUCUGAUGCGGAAGAAUGUCAAAAUCGGCAUCGUCACAGCAGCAGGCUACACGACGGCAGACAGAUACUAUGACCGACUCCACGGUCUGCUGGAUGCCAUCUCCACAUCGACCAUCUUGACUCCCCAGCAAAGACAAAACAUUGUCAUCAUGGGCGGCGAGGCAAACUACAUGUUUGAAUUCGACGCGUCAUCACCUCACCUGCUCUCGCCCGUCCCAAGAGAAAAAUGGCUUACGCCCGACAUGGCGGCCUGGUCAAGCAAAGACAUCACUGCCCUCCUCGACAUCGCCGAGGACACCCUAAGAGACUGCAUUAAAACGCUCGACCUGCCCGCGACGCUGAUGCGCAAAGACCGCGCCGUCGGCAUCAUCCCCACGUCGCCAAAAAUCCGGAUCCCGCGUGAAUCUCUCGAGGAAACGGUGCUGGUGGUCCAGAAGACGCUCGAGAUCAGCGUCGGCGGCCGUGACUAUGACAACAAGGUGGUGCCAUUCUGCGCCUUCAACGGCGGCCGCGAUGUCUUCGUCGACAUUGGCGACAAGAGCUGGGGCGUCAACGUGUGUCAGAAGUGGUUUGGCGGCGGGGAGGGCAAGUUGAUCCCUGGGGAGAAUACGUUGCAUGUGGGGGAUCAAUUCUUGAGCGCCGGGUCGAAUGACUUCAAGGCUAGGAGUGUGGGAACUACGGCGUGGAUUGCGAGUCCGGCCGAGACCGUGGAGUUGUUGGAUGAGUUGGCGGACUUGAUGGAGAAGAAGUUGAGUUGAUUGCUUGCUACUGCUACUUGAGAUUCCUAUGAAAGGCGUGCUGGAGUCACUCGGGUUUAGGUUGGUUGGUUAUGAUUGGUCUUGAGAGACAAGUUAGAUUGCAUCCAUGGUGUAUAUCAAUUCACCCCUUAGAUGAUUCGAGUCUUUCAAUCCUACCAUCUCCUAUUUGUCCCAUGUGUCUGAUAACU